GUGGAUUCCAAUAUGUCUGUGCUGGCUCUUGUAGUUGUCAAAAAAGGGGAAAAUGAAAUAGCAGGCCUCACUGAUGUCGUUGUUCCUCGUAGGUUAGGUCCAAAACGAGCUGGCAAAAUUCGGAAACUCUACAAUCUAUCCAAGGAAGAUGAUGUUCGUCGUCUAGUAGUUCGCCGCCCAUUACCAGCAAGAGACAGCAAAAAAGCAACGUCGAAGGCACCAAAAAUUCAACGACUUGUUACUCCAGUAGUUUUGCAAAGAAAACGUAGACGUAUUGCUUUGAAAAAGAAAAGGCAAUCUAUAUCAAAGGAAGCUGCAGCAAGCUAUGCCAAAUUGUUGGCGCAAAGGAAGAAGGAAUCUAAGGUUCGCCGCGAGGAAGCUAAACGAAAGCGAUCAGCAUCAAUUCGGGAAUCUAAAAGUUCAAUUUCAAGUGAUAAAAAGUAGUUGCAACUAAAACAGCAAUAAAACAUGUCACAUAAAUGCUAAA
This is a messenger RNA of Teleopsis dalmanni, 487 nucleotides long. RefSeq names its product 40S ribosomal protein S6-like. The record is from RefSeq and is a predicted model, not a curated record. The transcript has a single exon. Gene Ontology annotation, biological process: translation. The annotation marks the transcript as partial. Gene Ontology annotation, cellular component: ribosome. NCBI's taxonomy places the organism in Eukaryota, Metazoa, Arthropoda, Insecta, Diptera, Diopsidae. Gene Ontology annotation, molecular function: structural constituent of ribosome.